CUCCUCCUCCCUCCUUGAAGCUCCUGCCCCCCGCGCGCCUCAUUUGCGCCAUUUUGUGGGAGAGCGGUGGUGAUUGGGUUUCUGCGCGCCGUACUGGAGCCAAUCAGAGGGACACCGGACAACAGAGACACGGCUGGUAAAAUUUGGGAGUAAAAUGGAGCAGUACAACUCCACGACAGGUGGGGAGCAGAUAGUAGUCCAGUCAGCUAAUGGGCAAGUCCAACAGCAGGCACAGGGCACAGUUACAGCUGUACAGCUGCAGACCGAAGCGCCUGUCGCUACAGCGGCGGGUCAGCAAGUGCAGACCCUCCAGGUAGUCCAAGGGCAGCCCCUGAUGGUGCAGGUCAGUGGAGGUCAGCUCAUCACCUCCACUGGGCAGCCCAUUAUGGUGCAGGCCAUGUCUGGAGGCCAGGGCCAGACCAUUAUGCAAGUGCCCGUCUCUGGAGCUCAGGGCCUGCAGCAGAUCCAGUUGGUGCAGCCUGGACAGAUCCAGCUGCAGGGGGGUCAGACACUGCAGUUGCAGGGACAGCAAGGCCAGGCUCAGCAGAUCAUCAUCCAGCAGCCCCAGACUGCUAUCACUGCCGGACAGAACCAGGGCCAACAGAUCACAGUACAAGGUCAGCAGGUUGCUCAGACUGCCGAAGGUCAGACUAUUGUGUACCAGCCUGUAAAUGCAGAUGGCACCGUCCUACAGCAAGGCAUGAUCACUAUCCCAGCAGGCACUCUCACUGGCACUCAGAUCGUUCAGGCAGCAGGGGGCGCCAACACCUCCACUACCAACAGCGGCCAGGGAACAGUCACGGUCACGCUGCCCAUGUCUGGAAACGUGGUCAACACUGGAGGGAUGGUCAUGAUGGUCCCUGGAGGAGGCACCGUACCCACCAUCCAGCGCAUCCCUCUGCCUGGGGCUGAGAUGCUGGAGGAGGAGCCGCUGUACGUCAAUGCUAAACAGUACCACCGCAUCCUGAAGAGACGGCAAGCCCGCGCCAAGCUGGAGGCUGAGGGCAAGAUCCCCAAAGAGAGGAGGAAAUACCUGCACGAGUCCCGGCACAGGCACGCCAUGCAGAGGAAGCGCGGAGACGGCGGCCGCUUCUUCUCACCAAAAGAAAAAGAGGAGAUGCUUCUAGCCGGGCAGGUGGUGCCGGAGGACAAUCAGGGCGGAGAGGAGACAGUGGCCCAGAUGAUUCGUGUUUCGUAGCAGCAGGUUGAAGAACGACCUUCACCUUCUCCUCUUCACUUUCCUCCUGAAUAACUCCUGAAGAAGCCCCUUGGAAAUACAACCAGCCCCCAAAAAUGGAGAAAAAAUAAAUACAGUGCAUAUUGUGAAACCAGCACUUAGGCCCUGUUCACACUACACGACUUUAGGCCUGAUUCGACUGUAUUUAGAGGCUUCCAUUAAAACAACACUUUGUUGUUUGCUCGUUUUUUUCGGUGUGUAAACUGGUUAAAAAGAAAGGUAUGAUCCGAGUGAACAGUAAAUAUCUAGCAGGUUGAAAAUCUGCACCUGUGGGCGACUCUAAAUUCGGUACUGUGAAAAGUGUUGCAACUGGACGACUUGCUAGAGCACGGGGUGAGGAGAAAGCCGAGUCUUCAUCCAUUAUUUUUUUUUGUACUUAUUCAUAUUCUUUUGUUUUAUUUCAGCGUGCUUUCGCUGUAAAUCAGCACACAGACAAUGUUGUAUUGUAUACAUCUGGAAUAUGGUAGCACCUUAGUGCUUAGUGUUUUUGCAUAUGUUUUUGGCUACGUUCACACAGCAGGCAAGUGAAAGUGUCGCAAAUAAAUAUAUUUAUUAAAGGCUGUUUACGCAAUCUUUUAAAGGUGACCCAUAUGUGACAUUUGCUUAAGCAGUUCAUGUUUCUAAACUGAGUGCAUGCUCAAAAUUACAGCGCUUCAAGUGAAGUUUCGGUUUCAUCUUUUUACAGAAUCUCAGCAGCUAUACAGCAUUUUAUCUCACUGUGAAAAAUGGACUCAGAAAAAUUACUCAGCCACGGACAUUAAUUUGAUUUGGUUUGUGUCCUUGGUUUCUUUUAAGCUGUUUAUUUUCCAUUCUCACUGCAUUCGGCCAUUUUUUAUGUUAAAAAACACAGUGAUUGUGAUACUAGCCUUCUAAUUCACACUGCCACAUAAGUGACGUCUGUCACGGAUUUGUGCCACAUUUACCUGCUGUGUGAACGCUGCCUUUGCCGUGUGUUCCUCUUGGUGAGAGACUCUUGUGUAAUCCAUGAUUCUGUGUCGCCGAUUACAACAUUACAAGUUGACGACUCUGAAACUCGUGUAGUGUGAACCUGACAUUACUUAAUGCAGCUCCAGCCCAGUGUCUUUUGCCUCCUCUUUGCACGUUCAGCCAUAAGUGAGGGCCUGGAUUUAAUCCUGGUUUUAACCAGUGCCAGUAGUGACAAGCAAAAAGGAGCAUCAUUACAUUACCUUCAGAGAUUAGCCAAUAAUUCGGUUUGUACAAAAGCUAAACUACAAGGCUAACGGGAAAACACAGGCUUGGAUAUCUGUGAUAUGUUCUUCAGAACUGACCAUAGAACAAAUGUACUGGGGUUAGUUGUUAGUGUAUAAAGAUUAUUUUAAGUUACUCAGAUUCAUAAUUUUGUCUCCUGCUUGUUUUUUUGUCAUGUGGCGCUUUUGCAUAUGAACCAGAAAAAAAAUGUUUUAAAAAGUAAGAUGGGUAGUGAGGGUAGCGAGUCAUGUGACCCAGUUAGUGCAAAACUGUGUUGUUGUUUUUUUCUUGUUGCAUAAUAACCCAAAGUGUAUUGGUAUAUUGUGUGAUCUGUGUAGUUGGUGUUUUUUUUUUUUGUUUUUCUUCAGUGAAAGAAUGUGUUGAAAAGGGGAAUGAAGAGGGGUGGGUUAAAGCAUGGAAUUUUGCAAUUCAUCCCCCUGUUCUCCAAGUGGGGGCUUCUUUCUGCCUCUGGCCCACAGCCUUGUACAUUUAUUGCUUGUAACAUGAACACUUUUUUACAUUCAAAUUUUGAUAAUCUUAAUGGAAUUUGUAAUUUAGAUGAAUUAGAGGAAAGUUGUCAUACCGCAAAAUCUACCAUUGUUCUCUGUCGCCGAUGGUCUUUUUGCACUACACGUCUUCCCAUCUUAUUUGAAACAGCCAUUUUUUAAUCCCUCUCCCCUAAUUCUGCCCUGGCAGGUAAAUGUAGAUACUUUUUUUGAGGAAUUACGUUAGACGUUGAAGUCUUUGAACAUGCUGUAUUUUGAUUAAAUUGUGUCCGGUCAGUGGCAAACAUCCA
This is a messenger RNA of Astyanax mexicanus (Mexican tetra), 3242 nucleotides long. It is a transcript of the gene nfyal, whose product is annotated as nuclear transcription factor Y, alpha, like. Gene Ontology annotation, cellular component: CCAAT-binding factor complex. The record is from RefSeq and is a predicted model, not a curated record. Gene Ontology annotation, molecular function: RNA polymerase II cis-regulatory region sequence-specific DNA binding; DNA-binding transcription factor activity, RNA polymerase II-specific. Lineage: Eukaryota; Metazoa; Chordata; Actinopteri; Characiformes; Acestrorhamphidae. The transcript has 10 exons. Gene Ontology annotation, biological process: regulation of transcription by RNA polymerase II. Bases 155 to 1198 code for a protein of 347 amino acids.